CCGUAGCCCGCGCUUGUUUCCAAAUGCCCCAGGCCCCGCCCCAAACACGGCUCCUGGAUCCUCAUUGGUCAGGGCUGGGAAGAACGUGCUUUUGACGCUUGAGGGGAUCCGUCUUCUUAUUGGUCAACACAGGGCAAAACCCCGCCUUCGAGCCAUUUUUUACCCAAUGGGGAGUAGCAGUCGCGAUUCAAACUGUCUAUAAAACUCGGUUUGGUCAACGAUUCUGGUAGCGCCAGUUUUGAACGGUGCUGCGGAGGUUGGGGGUUUGUCCUCGGCGCGGCCGCCUGGACAGCAGGACGCCAUGCCCGUCCCCUCCCUGAAGGAACUGGACUCCUUCAAGUACAGUGACCUGCAGAACCUGGCUAAAAGCCUCGGGCUCCGGGCUAACCUCAGGGCCGACAAGUUGUUAAAAACCUUGAAAGCUCACCUUACACCUGAAGCAAGAGAAGAAAAUGAGAAUCAGGAUGAAAGCCAAACCUCUGCAUUCUCUUCUGAUGACAAUGACGUACACAUCAGCAGCCAGGAGCGAGCUGAGAGGGAACUGGCUAGCCAUGUCACCAAAACAAGGAGAAGGCGGAGAACCAUCCCCGGGAACCCUGCCUCCCAGCUUCAUUCAGAGAUAAAAAUAAAUGAUCCCAGUGACUUCGAGAGUCAAGAAAAGCAAGAAAACCAGGAUCUCACAACUGCAACAAAAGUUCCUUCUCCAUCAGACAACAGCCAGGGAGAUGAAUAUGCAGUUUCCUCAGGAAAAAGUGGAAUAAUUGGUAAAAAAGACACAAAGAUACCUUCAAAAGGAAAGAAGUCUCUCCACACCAAUGGGUUUUCCAAACCUGGAAAAAAUAAAAGAACUGCAAGUACUACCCCAAACUUUAAGAAGCUUCAUGAGGCUCGUUUUAAGGAAAUGGAAUCCAUUGAUCAAUACAUUGAAAGAAAAAAGAAACAUUUUGAAGAACACAAUUCAUUUAAUGAACUGAAGAAGCAGCCUGUCCCUAAGGGAAUGGCAGUGACUCCUGUUUCUCUAAGAGGGAGACUCUCUGUGGCUUGUACUCCCAUCAGCCAGCGGCGCUCACAAGGUGGGCCGAGCAGCUCUGUGGGUAGGAGCACCUUGUGUGUGAAGAGCUCCAUCAAGUGCUCUGCUCUCUCAGCAACUAAACUGAACGUCAGGUUUUCAGCCACGACUAAAGAUAAUGAACAUAAGCGUUCACUGAUCAAGACUCCAGCCAGAAAGUCUCCACAUGUGACCGUAUCUGGGAGUACUCCAAGAGGCCAGGCUGUGCUCGGGACACAGAAGUUAAAGUCCACAAGAGGGGAUUCUGCUGCUGUUACUACCCCAUUCAAAUGGACAUCAGAGGCAGUGCAGACACCAGUGUCCCACAGGAAACCAGUGUUUGACCUUAAAGCAAGUCUGUCUCGUCCUCUCAACUAUGAGCCACAUAAAGGAAAGCUGAAACCAUGGGGACAAUCUAAAGAAAACAAUUCUCUGAAUGAACAUGUAAACAGAGUUAGCUUCCAUAAGAAAACUUACAAACAACCUCGUCUCACUACCAGGGAGGAGCAACGGAAGAAACAUGAGCAAGAACGAAAGGAGAAGAAAGCAAAGAUUUUGGGAGCUCGGAGGGGGAUCAUUAUGGCUAAAGAUUAAUUUUUUGACAUCCUAUAAAUAUUCCUUUUUCUGAAUUCUUUCUUUUGUAAAUAUUUUUAUACUGUCCUCCCACUUUAGUGAAAAGACCUUUUUCUGUUCUUUGUUUGAAAUAUAUGUCAUGUCAGAGGCUCUUUAUAUACUAUACCUUUAAAAAAAAAAAACAACUAAUACCUUGAAGUUCACAAAUUCUUCUUCAAAAUGGUUUUUACAUAACACAACUUAGUUUUCUAAUGAGACCCACCCGCUAGGGUUAUUGACCUAGGGUUUUUAUGUCAGGUUCCCUCUGCUGGCUCUAACAUUAGCAAAACUGCAGUUCUCUUCUAGGCAAAAGCAUUUACUUGACAGUAGCUAGUUAUGCCACAGCCUUACGGAAAAUGAAUGAUAACAAGAAUAGGAUAAGCAGGGGUAGAAAAACCGCCUCCUCAUUCUCUAGAGAAUAAAGUAGUCUUAGUGAAACUGGGCCAUCUGGCUAGUUAGGGCAUCAAUUUUUUACCCGUGGUGAAGUGUUUUGUUUAGGCUUAUAAGUACCUUUGUUCAGAUCGCUCCAUGUAGUCACCAUAUGUUGCUUGAUAUAUUUUUUAAAACAAAAACCCUAUAGCUCAUUUUAGUCUUGCUUACUUAAGAAAUAUACAGAGCCAUAUUGAAUCUGAGGUGUGCUGCUUUAGGCAUUAUUGUGCUUUGUCAAAUUCACAUCAUAUCCAUGUUUCUUGCAUCUACGUGGUGCCUCUGAGUUUUGUCCUGCUUAAGAUUUUCAUAAAUAAAAAUUUUCUCAUGGUGGUAGAUUCAUUCUUUGUAAGCAUAAUGGCUUCCAAGAUUAACAGGAGUUUACAUAUAAUCCUUUGUGCAGACUUUUCUGAUUACCCACUCCUACCCCAAGAAGAAAUGACUGUGUCCUUUUUUUGUAUUUCCACAGCACCUGUUAAGUUUUAUUAUAUUACUUAGUUAUUCAUAUAUGGCAUGCUCCUCCUGGUCCCCUGGUUUAAUAAAUUCAAAUUUUCCUGUGAAGAGUUAGGGGUCAGAUCAAUCAAGAAACCUUUGACUAAUCAUCAAAUACACUGGUGUGAGGAAUGAAAAAUGAUGUAAUUGCUUUGGAAAAUAAUUUGGUAGUCUCUAAAAAGUUAAAUGUACACCUACCAGGUGACCCAGCAAUUCUACUCUUUGGCAUAUAACAAAGAGGAAUGAAAACAGAUGUUCAAACAAAAACUUGUGUGCAGCUAUUUACAGCAACAUUAUUCAUAAUAGUCAAAAGGUAGAGAAAAACCAGUUUCCCAUCAAUAGAUAAAUGGAUAAAUGGAUUUUUAAAAUUGAAUAUUCUGUAAUGCAAAGGAGUGAUGCACUAUUAAAUAUGCUGCAACCUGGAUGAACCCCAAAGACAUGGUGCUAAUUAGAAGAAGCCAGACACAAAAUAUCACUUUAUUUAUAUGAAAUAUCCAUACAAGAUAAUAUAUAAAGAAAGAUUACUAGUUACCUGGUAUUGAGAGUAGGGAUGAAGAGUAUUUCAAAAGGGCACUAAGGUUUCUUUUCAGACUGAUGGAAAUUUUCUAAAAUUACCUUCUUAUAAUUUACAAUUGUCUAAUCCUGUAAAUAUACUUUAAAAAAUACUGUAUACUUAAAACAAGUGAACUUUCUUUUGUAAAUGAUACCUUAAUAAAGCUAUUAAAGGUAUAAACAUGGAACUAUGUAAGAUAGGUUUUAUGCCAUGGAUGAUGGAAAAGUUACGAGCCUUUGUGCAUUCUCUUAUUAGCGUGGUUUUCUCUUAGGGUAUGCUGGCAAUCAUAAAGUUUCCUGCCUCUUCCUCUCUUUUUAAAAGGA
Talpa occidentalis (Iberian mole) is the source of this 3454-nucleotide messenger RNA. RefSeq names its product nucleolar and spindle associated protein 1 (gene NUSAP1). Gene Ontology annotation, biological process: mitotic chromosome condensation; establishment of mitotic spindle localization; mitotic cytokinesis. Lineage: Eukaryota; Metazoa; Chordata; Mammalia; Eulipotyphla; Talpidae. The coding region runs from base 302 to 1642 and encodes 446 amino acids. The transcript is spliced from 11 exons. Gene Ontology annotation, molecular function: microtubule binding. Gene Ontology annotation, cellular component: microtubule; mitotic spindle; nucleolus. The record is from RefSeq and is a predicted model, not a curated record.